Solanum tuberosum (potato) is the source of this 432-nucleotide messenger RNA. Its product is annotated as ycf3-interacting protein 1, chloroplastic-like. The coding region runs from base 55 to 402 and encodes 115 amino acids. Lineage: Eukaryota; Viridiplantae; Streptophyta; Magnoliopsida; Solanales; Solanaceae. The transcript is spliced from 2 exons. The record is from RefSeq and is a predicted model, not a curated record.
CGCAAGCAAAGCAAAGCAAAUGCUCUAUCUCAACUAAAUAUUCCACUCUCUUCAAUGGCGCUUCAGCUGCCAUUCCCACUGCUCUCUUCCUCCUUAUCAUCAUUCCCCUUGUUAUCUUCUUCACACUGCAAAAUUUACUCAAUUCCCUUUACUCAUAAACCUCUUUUAUCUUCCUCCAAUGUACAAAUUCUUGGAUUUAGUAGCAGAAGCACUUCACUGGGGCCUCUGUUUGUCAGUAAAGAAGACACCCAAUUGACUAAUGAGGAAGAAAGUUCCAUUUCCACUGCAACCCAACAAGAUGACGAUGACCCGGAUCCUGAAUCGCUUGAAUACGUUUCUCAAAUUAAACGAGCGUUGGAACUUCUUAAGAGGAAUCGGGAUAUGCUUUUCGGUGAGGUGUGAAUUUACUUUUAUCUUUUGAAUUUUCCACAA